Messenger RNA from Odobenus rosmarus divergens (Pacific walrus), 1690 nucleotides. RefSeq names its product heparan sulfate (glucosamine) 3-O-sulfotransferase 1 (gene HS3ST1). The transcript is spliced from 2 exons. The record is from RefSeq and is a predicted model, not a curated record. The coding region runs from base 479 to 1426 and encodes 315 amino acids. Lineage: Eukaryota; Metazoa; Chordata; Mammalia; Carnivora; Odobenidae. Gene Ontology annotation, molecular function: [heparan sulfate]-glucosamine 3-sulfotransferase activity.
CACCGAGCCGGCCCGACUCAGGGCAGCACCGGAGCGGGCCGGGCAGCAGUGGGCGCUCGCGAUCCUCCUCUGCCCGGCGCGCUCUCCCUUAGGGCCCGGCCUCCUCCGUCCCCUCCUCCUGCUCCUGCUCCUCCUCCUGCUCCUCCCCUCCGCGGGACUGAUCGCUGAGCCUCCCGCCUGCAAAGUCCCCGGCGCGCGGGCAGCUACCAGCCGCCGCCACUGCUGGGUCUCCGUGGGGGUCCGCAUCCCCUGCCUCGCCCGCCUGCUCCGAGGCGCUCCGAAGCUCGCUCCGCGGGCCGCCGGUGCUCCGCGGCGCUGCCCAUGGCUCAGCCCGAGAGCCGACUUCGGGCGCCGGACCGGCUCGACCGCGGCGCUGCUCAGUAAUUGGCGGCCUGCGACACCCAUGUGUCACUGAUUAGGAGGCAUUCCCCGAGGCAGCGCUUCAUGACCCAGCGGCGCCGGGCCCAGUGAAGCCACCAUGGUGUCCAGCACGGCCGCGCUGCUCCUGGGCGCGGUGCUGCUGGUGGCCCAGCUCCAGCUAGUGCCUUCCCGCCCUGCAGCGCCCGGGGACGCGCCGGGCCAGCCGGAGCUCGCGCGCAGAGCAGCCACCCUCCAGGGUGAGGGCCGAGAAGGCGCGGCUCCCAACGGCUCGGCCCAGCAGCUGCCGCAGACCAUCAUCAUCGGCGUGCGCAAGGGCGGCACGCGCGCGCUGCUGGAGAUGCUCAGCCUGCACCCCGACGUGGCGGCCGCUGAGAACGAGGUCCACUUCUUCGACUGGGAGGAGCACUACAGCCAAGGCCUGGGCUGGUACCUGGGCCAGAUGCCCUUCUCGUCCCCGCGCCAGCUCACGGUGGAGAAGACCCCCGCGUACUUCACGUCGCCCAAAGUGCCUGAGCGUGUCCACAGCAUGAACCCGGGCAUCCGGCUGCUGCUCAUCCUGCGGGACCCGUCCGAGCGCGUGCUGUCCGACUACACCCAAGUGUUCUACAACCACGUGCAGAAGCGCAAGCCCUAUCCGUCCAUCGAGGAGUUCCUGGUGCGCGACGGCCGGCUCAACGUGGGCUACAAGGCGCUCAACCGCAGCCUCUACCACGUGCACUUGCAGAACUGGCUGCGCUUCUUCCCGCUGCGCCGCAUCCACAUCGUCGACGGCGACCGCCUCAUCAGGGACCCUUUCCCCGAGAUCCAGAAGGUCGAGCAGUUCCUGAAGCUGUCCCCACAGAUCAACGCCUCGAACUUCUACUUUAACAAAACCAAGGGCUUUUACUGCCUGCGGGACGGCGGACGGGACCGCUGUUUGCACGAGUCCAAAGGCCGGGCGCACCCCCAAGUUGACCCCAGACUCCUCAGUAAACUGCACGAAUAUUUUCACGAGCCAAAUAAGAAAUUCUUCGAGCUUGUGGGCAGGACAUUUGACUGGCACUGAUUUGCAAUAACCUAGGCUCGGAACCUUUCCUAUUGUAAGUUCUGGUGUACAUCGGGGGAGGAAAAAAAAAAUUUUAAAAGGGCAUUUAAGCUAUAAUUUAUUUGUAAAAUCCAUAAAUUACUUCUGUACAGUAUUAGAUUCACAAUUGCCAUAUAUACUAGUUAUAUUUUUCUACUUGGUAAAUUGAGGGCAUUUUGUAUUGUUUUUCAUGGUUGUUAACAUUGUGUAAUAUGUCUCUAUAUGAAGGAACUAAAAUAUUUCACU